CUACUAGUGGAGGUGGGAGUUGACAAGUGAGGAGCAGAAUUGAGAAUUUGGAGUGGAGGGUUGCCGAACAGGCCCAGCGUCACCGCCGACGCCUCGACCCCGCAGCCCCGCUCCUGCUCGCCGAGCCCUCCCUCUCCGGAUCUCCAGCCAUGUACGGCGGCGACGAGGUCUCGGCGAUCGUCAUCGACGUGGGCUCCUACAGCUGCAAGGCGGGCUACGCUGGCGACGACACCCCCAAAUGCGUCUUCCCCUCGGUUGUUGGUUCAAUUGAACAAACGGGAGAUGCUGAUGAAGCUAAACCAGAAAAGGAGGCCGACUCUGGAUCAGAUCCUAAGAAUGGAUCCAAGCCUAUGGAUGUGGACAAAGCCAAGACAAAGCGCAAAUUUUAUCUAGGCCAAGAAUUAGAAUUCAGGAGGGAUCAUAUGGAGGUGAUCUCACCGAUGAAAGAUGGAACAGUUACUGAUUGGGAAGUUGUUGACAACAUAUGGAAUCAUGCUUUUAGACGGCGGCUAUUGAUCAAUCCUGAAGAGCAUCCUAUGCUGAUAGCAGAACCUUCUACAAACAGUGGACAACAAAGAGAGAAAGCAGCAGAAGUUAUGUUUGAGAAGUACAAAGUGCCAGCGCUGUUCCUAGCAAAAAAUGCAGUUCUCACAUCUUUUGCAUCUGGACGUGCUACGUCUCUGGUGGUUGACUGUGGUGGCGGGUCUACUGUGGUUUCUGCUGUGCAUGAUGGUUAUGUGUUGCAAAAGUCUGUGGCAACUUCUCCAAUUGGUGGUGAAUUUUUAACUGAUUGUAUGAUGAAAAGCUUGGAGAGCAAGGGCGUUGUUAUUAGGCCCAAGUAUUCAUUUAAGAAGAAGGAAGUGAGCCCUGGAGAUUAUAAGGUUGUAGAUCUUGAUUUUCCGAACACGACCGAGAGUUACAGGUUAUACUGCAUGAGAGCCAUCGCUGGCGACAUCAAAGAGUCAGUUUGCAGAGUUCCAGAUACCCCCUUUGAUGAAGUGGCAUAUGCAAAUGUUCCUACAACUUCAUAUGAGCUUCCAGAUGGGCAAACUAUUGAAGUUGGUGCAGAUAGAUUUAAGAUCCCUGACAUUUUGUUCAACCCAUAUCUUUCCCAGACUAUUCCUGGAGUCGAUGGAUUUGGAGAUUCCACUUCAAUUCGUGGACUUCCACGAAUGGUCCUUGACAGUAUAAACAGAUGUGAUGUUGAUAUUCGCAAGGAACUACUCAGCAACAUCUUGCUUUCUGGUGGCUCGUCAUCAAUUCUGCAGUUAAAGGAGCGCCUAGAAAAAGAAGUACUGGAGGAGUCCCCUCAAAAUGCUCGCAUAAAGGUUUUGGCAAGUGGAAGUUCAAUGGAGAGGCGUUUCAGUGUUUGGAUUGGAGGGAGCAUUCUUGCAUCUCUCGGGUCGUUCCAGCAAAUGUGGUUCUCCAAAGCAGAGUACGAGGAGCAUGGCGUUUCUUAUAUCCAGAGGAAAUGCCCAUGAACAUCUAAGCUUUUCUGCUGCCGAAAGAUGUAGUAUGUGGGCAACUGCAACAUGCUGCCUGAGCUAAGCUUUGUGCUGCCGAAAGAUGCAGUAUGUGGGCAACAGUUAGAUGCACCUUGCUAUCUGGGGAUGUUUAUUCUUGUAAUUGACUAAAUUAGUUUUGAGGCCUGCUCAUCUUGUGAUUGACUAAAUUAGUUUUGAGGCCUGCUCAGUGCCAGCUCAACUGAUACUUUGCCAUUGAUAGUAGAUAGUAGCAAUUAUUCAUGUGCUGAUUUUUAAA
Hordeum vulgare subsp. vulgare (domesticated barley) is the source of this 1761-nucleotide messenger RNA. Its product is annotated as actin-related protein 4. The coding region runs from base 150 to 1481 and encodes 443 amino acids. Gene Ontology annotation, biological process: regulation of transcription by RNA polymerase II. Gene Ontology annotation, molecular function: chromatin binding. Gene Ontology annotation, cellular component: SWI/SNF complex; NuA4 histone acetyltransferase complex. Lineage: Eukaryota; Viridiplantae; Streptophyta; Magnoliopsida; Poales; Poaceae. The transcript is spliced from 20 exons. The record is from RefSeq and is a predicted model, not a curated record.